Gryllus bimaculatus (two-spotted cricket) is the source of this 3163-nucleotide messenger RNA. The record is from the annotation of a GenBank genome assembly. NCBI's taxonomy places the organism in Eukaryota, Metazoa, Arthropoda, Insecta, Orthoptera, Gryllidae.
CGUCAUCAAACAUGGCCGAGAGCGUUAUUAUUUAAAGGAAAUUCUAGAUAGUUUUCGAUUAAUUAUGGUGAGAAAUAGAUAUCACCUCAAAUUAAACUUAAUGAAUUUCCAUUUGUAAGAACACAUUCAGCGAGUAACAUGCUGAAUGACUCGUUCGGGUCAGUUAAACGUUUUAACGGCAAUUAUGUUCUGAGCGCACUCUGCGUCGGUGGCCCAAAGCCAGCCAAUGAGAUAUUGAGACUGAACUCUGACUGGCCGCUAUUCCGAGUCCGAGCAAAGUGCAUUAUCUCAACCUUCUCAUCCAGUCAUCCGCGCCGUUGGAGGGUUAAGAGAAGUUUGUGGAAUGCAGUACCCUAGUUGAUUACAAUAGUUAAGGGAAACGUACUGAGUCGCUUUCAAUCGUCGAUAAAAUUAGUGAGUUACUCUUCAGUGUUAAUAUGGCAACGUACGUGUCUCGUAAUUUAGCUAAAUGCUGCGGUGUUCUUUCAUCACCAACGCAGUAUGGUGCCCUACGACUUCUCUCAACUUCUAAUGUGCAGAAGUAUCCGAGAAAAACUGUUCAGGACAGAACUGGCAAGAAUAUAGUUUUUGUCGACGCUGUUCGUACCCCGUUUCUUAUGUCUGGUACGCAGUAUGCUAAGCUAAUGCCCCAUGAAUUAGCCAGGCAUGCUUUAAUGGAAAUACUCAAAAGAACUGGAGUUCCAAAGGAAGUAAUUGAUUACAUCAUUUAUGGCACAGUUAUUCAGGAAGUGAAAACCAGUAAUAUUGCAAGAGAAGCUGCUCUGUGUGCAGGAUUCUCAGAUAAAACGCCUGCACACACUGUGACAAUGGCGUGUAUUAGUUCAAAUGUUGCCAUGACUACUGGUAUUGGCUACAUUGCGUCUGGAGCUUAUGAUGUUAUUCUUGCUGGUGGAGUUGAAAGUAUGUCUGAUGUUCCUAUCAGGCACUCUCGUCAGAUGCGCAGUUUGAUGCUGAAAGCAAACAAAGCUAAAACUUUGCCUCAAACAUUAUCUCUGCUGGCAAGCUUUAGACCAUCUUUUCUUGUUCCUGAGUUGCCAUCAGUUGCAGAGUUCUCGUCAGGAGAGACAAUGGGUCAUUCUGGUGACAGAUUGGCUGCAGCGUUUGCCAUUUCUCUUCCUGGUGUGGAAAACAUUGUGGACAAGGACAAUGGCAUUCGUGUUUCAACACCUGAACAGUUGGCGAAACUGAAACCUGCUUUUGUUAAACCCCAUGGUACGGUUACUGCAGCUAAUGCAUCUUUUUUGACUGAUGGUGCAUCAGCUUGCCUUAUUACUACAGAAGCAAAGGCAAAAGAAUUGGGAUUGAAACCCAAAGCAUACCUUAGAGACUUCAUCUAUGUUUCUCAGGACCCGAUUGAUCAGUUACUUUUAGGGCCUACUUAUGCGGUUCCCAAAGUGUUGGAGAAAGCAGGAUUGCAACUUAAUGAUAUUGAUGUGUGGGAAGUCCAUGAAGCUUUUGCUGGUCAAAUUUUAGCCAAUUUGAAGGCAAUGGACUCUGAUUGGUUUGCCAAAACUUACAUGGGUCGGAGCUCAAAAGUGGGAGUUCCUUCUCUCGACAAGUGGAAUAACUGGGGUGUGAGACUAGCAGCUCAUACUUCGAAUCGCUUGAUCAGAGAGGAUGGACAACUGGGUCUUAUUGCAGCUUGUGCUGCUGGUGGGCAGCGCGCCUACCCGUGGUGCAAGAAUCCUCGUCAAACCAGCCAGUCACAGAAUGGCUACAGGCAGCAUGCUAGAGUAAUUAGAGAUAACAGGGCCUACAGCCUAGAAGUAUUGGCUGGUGUGGCAAUGAUUGUGGAGCGUCAUCCUGAUGCCCCUGCUUUCAAAUGAGUCUCUGUUUCUGUACAUAUGUAACUAAGCAACUAUCAAUGCAAAGCCCUUCAUAUAAGACUUCAGGUGUGAGGAAGAAGACAAUGUAAUGUUGAUGUAAUAUAUUUUCAUAAAAUUUGUAUCAUUGUAUCUGUUUGAUGUAUAUUUUAAAUCUUGUUUGCUUUUUAUAUAGAUCAUAAAUUAAUUAUUAUUUAAACACACAUCCCCGUUAUAUUAUGUUGAAUAAUUAAAAUUGCACCCUUCCACCAAUAAACAUCCGGUUCUUUAAUCACUUAUCUUUCAAUUUAAAAAAUUGCACAUUUCUUAAAACUACUUUCUUUAAUACUGUUCCCACACAUUCCUGUUUGCUGGGGACAGUUUCGAUUUAAAAUCUUUCUCCAAGGAUGUACUGGAAGUUAAAUUUUCUCAAAUCUAUUUACAAAUGGAAUUAUUAAAGUGUUUCAUGUUAAUAGGAUAUUUCAGUGAAUCCAGGGACACACUUUAACUGGAGGUGGAGUCCUAGUUUAAUGAACAUUUGAAUGUCAUUUUCCCCAAGAUAGUACAUUAAAAUUAGUACAAAGUUUGUUCUGACCUUGGAUUUAUUGAAAAUCUGGAAACUUAUUUUAGUUCUAACUGUUGGGGGGGUUCAAUUCUACCAGGAUUUCAUAUGCAAGAAAUAAAUUUGCAAAAUACAUAUUGGGUUAUAAAGUCAAAAGCUUUCUUUCUCUUUGGUGUCCUAGUAAAUACAUGACAAAUGUAUAUAUAAUUAAUUUUAUGAAUUUUUCUAUCCUGCCCGUCCUCAGAAAAUAUUUUACAAAAGAAAGUUCUAAAAGAGUAUUGUCCCAGAAAACUUAAUUAAAUUAGUACUUUCCAAAAACCAGGCAGGCUAUAGAGCAGAUAUAAUGUACAUAAUACUGGACAAGGGGUCCUGUUUUCUGUAAAUUCUACACCAUGAAACAAUUUUGGAAUUCAAGAUGUUUAUAAAUAUAGUUAUCAUAAACAUUUGGCAAAUUAUGAAGAAAAUGAAAACAAGUAUAAAAUGGAAGCAUGUAGAAUUUAAAAACAAAACAAUUUCUAACUUAUUCGAAAAUGUGAAGUAGACAUGCAUUACAUUGGAAUUGUUUUUACUGGAUGUGGUUAACUGGCUUGUAUUUAGUGGUAGUCGUGGUACUAAACUUUCCAUUAUAACACUAUCUCUUUAUGGUCACUUUUGAAAUGUUGAUGCAAUACCUGAAGUUUGCCUUACACAUUUCAAGUUUUAGUAACCAAUUGAAAUGAAUUUCUGUUAACAAUUCAUGUACCACAUUGCUAUGUUCUUGUUCUCCAAUACUCCUAAG